AUAUUCCAGUUGACGUCAUUUGUAAUUCAACUACUAAUCUCGAUAACUUGCACAGAGAUCGAUUUGAUCACAAUGCUCUGAUAUAGCGUUUAUCUCAGCCGUUAUCAGGAACGUUUGCAACACUGUCUUCGAUGCUGAGACAGUCGUUACAGCAUCUUGGUUGGCUGGUUUAUGUGUAUCAUGUGAAAAUUUGUUGAAUAUUUAUUUUUGUAUUUGGAAAUGCUUAAUUUAAUAUCAAAUAAGGAAUGCCUGAACUGGCCGCUGAUCCGGGCACACUUGUGCACUUUUGCUAUAACGUUGAGUUACAAUAGCACAUGGAGAGUUCCACGCGAAGCAGCGCGCUUUGGUGGUGUCCAAUACGGUCUGAUACUGUCAGUCGCGCUGUUGGUGGUGGCUCUGCCACUGGCCUUGUUACAACUUGCACUGGGACAACUGAGUCAACAGGAUACUGUAGGAUUGUGGCGUGCCGUGCCUAUAUUCAAAGGUGUCGGCUAUCUAAGAUUAUUAGUCUCAUUUUUUGGCUCUAUUUACACAGCGAUCUAUUUGGCGCUCACUGCAGCUUAUUUUCUUUAUACAAUUACAAAUUCUACUCCUUUUAUUGAAUGCACAGGUGUUGUUCAAACACUGGAUGCAUAUUCAAAAUCCGAUACGUUCAAUUCAUCCAAUUGUUUUAAUCUUCCUUUUAUGUCUCACGUGAAAUCAGAGCCAGAAUAUUUUAUAGCUGUAUGUUUAAUUAUAUUAUUCACAUGGAUUAGUUUACCUUUCAUUCUUUACAGUCCUGUGAAGUUAAUGAAACGAGUAUUUUUCGUACUAGGACCACUAGUUAUAAUCCUGAGUAUAAUGACAGUGUCGGGCAUGGCUGCGGAUAGUAGAAUACAAUGGAUGAUAAAGGAGGAUGAUUGGAGUAAUUUUCUAGAACCAAACAUUUGGUUAGAGGCGAUAACACAAGCACUUUUGACCUCACAAGUGGCUGGCGGUUAUCUCAUAUCAGCUGGUGACUCUAUCUAUUCUAAUAAUGAUAUCAGAUGGACAGCUGUACUAUUAAUCGCUAUAAACAUCGUGGUGAAUUGGAUGAGUUUAAUAUUCUGGUUCAGUAUCGGCGGCAGUGGAGACAUGGAGACCGGUUCAGUGGCAGUACUAGCACAAAUUUAUAUUGUUGCCGCUAAGAAUGGUCUUAGCAUCGUGUGGCCACUUAUCGCAUUUGCCACACUGAUCUUCUCAGGGAUCAUUACAAUGUUGACAUGUUUAUAUCCGAUGUAUGACCGGAUCCGACGAGUGGGCGGCGUUCGUUGGCGUGCUGCCUGCGCUGGUAGUGCUCUGGUAUGUGCUGGAGCUUCUAUGGCAGUCCUUGCGGGACGCUGGCACGCGCUCUCUAUAUUAGAAGCCUUGGCUGUACCAAUGCUUGUCUGCUCUGCCACUGUACUCGAAGUACUUGCCUUUAUCUUCAUUUAUGGUUCUAAAGCUCUAAUGGAAGAUAUGGAAUUUCUAACCGGGGAGCCUUUAUCGAAGUUUUGGGUGUGGGGCUGGUGGUUGACGCCGUGCGUGCUGCUGCCAUUUCUUGUGUGGUGGGCUGUGGUGGUGAGCGGUGGAAACUGGCAGCUGCCUCCGUGGCCACCCGCUGUUUUGACAGCAACUAGUGUGCUCGCGGUUUUGUUACUCGUAGUGUACGCGGUGAUUGCCGUCGCCAGACAGGACCAAUACGAUAUUAUAGCGAAGCUGAAGUCAUCAUUUAAACCCUCACGCCAUUGGGGUCCUAGAGAUCCCAUCGCUCAUUACUAUUGGCUGUCACGACGCGAGCAAGUCCAGAGUGGAAACACAGAGAGUAGGUACAGGAGGCGACACUUGGGUCAGAUGUCCGGUAGUUUCAUUUCAAAGCCUAUGGUCUUUCAACACAUCAAAAACUUUAAUGGCAACGAAAAGAGGCGUUCAAAUUCCGAUGACUGGAUCUACACUAUUUAUAGAAAGAAAUAUCUUCAAGAAAUGUUUUCCGAUUAUAUGGCGCCUAAACAUUCUCGCUCUAAGUCUUUAGAAUGGGCUAAGUAUCCAGAUUUAAGAGUGAAGAAAGACUCCGGGAACCAUAACGAGUCUGUGGACUCUGUAAAAGAUGAUUCGAAAUCUAAGUGUAGUGAAAAUGAAAUGUAUAGUAAAUGUUAGAAUAUUACAGAUUGUGUACCUUUAUUAAAGAUUAUGAUCACCGAUAAGGAACAUCAUCAUAAGGUUUAGAUUAGAGUUAAGAAAUUAUAACAUCGUUUGUAUAACUGAAUGGGAAUUAAACCUUCAUGGAUGAUGUGACUAGAAUAUAUUGAUUAAGUGACACUUGCAGAUUUUCCAGUGUUAACAGUACUUAUAUAUUUAGACACCAUAUGAUUUUAUAUUCAGAAUUGAAAUUCUUACACCAUGGGGUAAAUAGAUCGCACUAAAUAUGAGUGAGAAAUUUCCAAAAAUCAUAACUUUGUAUGAUGUAGCUAUGUUUGGUGAGAAAAACUAGGUUAGAGUUGUUUUAUAAUCAU
Diatraea saccharalis (sugarcane borer) is the source of this 2510-nucleotide messenger RNA. Lineage: Eukaryota; Metazoa; Arthropoda; Insecta; Lepidoptera; Crambidae. The record is from the annotation of a GenBank genome assembly.